AUGAACUUUCCCAACAAAGAAGGCCAAACUGGGACUUUGGCAGAUGAUAACUUAGGCAAAUGGCUGAGUUUAGGCCUCGACAGAACUGGCCCGUCCGCGACUACCGCUGUGUCGGGGACGAAAUCAAAGCUCGUCAAGGCUGGUGGGGGCGGAGGCGACGAUAAGCUCUUCUCAUGCAAUUUUUGCAUGAAGAAGUUCUACAGCUCCCAAGCUUUGGGAGGGCACCAAAACGCCCACAAGAGAGAAAGAGGAGCUGCCAAAAGGCACCAAACGGAUACGAAAAUGAUGAUGCUCUCAACAAUGGCGGUUUCUGAUCUAAACUACGCAGUGGCUUCACUCGGUAUUAGACCCCAUUCGGUUGCCCACAACCCUUCUUCCCAUUCGCCAUGGCCAAGAUCUUUGAGAAGGGAAGAAGCCAAAGCCAUGGAAAUGGAAGUGGGUUUUUCGAAUUGUUGGCCGGGAAGCUUCCGGUUGAAGAGAGUGGAAAAGGAAGGAUCCUCCUCCAUCAACCACCUGGACUUAAAUCUUAGCCUAUGA
Momordica charantia (bitter melon) is the source of this 537-nucleotide messenger RNA. Its product is annotated as zinc finger protein 4-like. NCBI's taxonomy places the organism in Eukaryota, Viridiplantae, Streptophyta, Magnoliopsida, Cucurbitales, Cucurbitaceae. The record is from RefSeq and is a predicted model, not a curated record.